ACACCAGCUGCUGCUGCGCCGGGCGCCGCGCUCCGCCGGGCGCUGUUUGCUUGUCCACCCCGUAGCUCGCUGUACCCCGCAGGUCCUCCCCAGGCCUCCUUUUUUUGCAACUUGCCAGGCUUCCUUUUUUCUGGAUCGAGUAACAAAUCAGUCCAGCACCGAGCACCGGGCCCCCUUCCCUGGGCCGGUUGCCCCAAGGCUUGGGGCGCGCAGGGGGCGGGGGCCGCUGCUCGUCCCCGUCCCCCCCCCCCCCUCCCCGCAACUCGGGCCACCGCGGAUGAUCCGCUGUGGAGGAGCCCUGGGCAGACGAUGGAACUGCACAUUCUGGAACACCGGCUGCAAGUUGCCAGCGUCGCCAAGGAGAGUAUCCCGCUCUUCACCUACGGCCUCAUCAAACUUGCCUUCCUGUCUUCCAAGACCAGGUGCAAGUUCUUCAGUCUGACGGAGACCCCCGAGGACUACACCAUCAUCGUGGAUGAGGAAGGUUUCCUUGAGCUGCCCUCUUCUGAGCACCUGAGCGUGGCUGAUGCCACCUGGCUGGCCCUGAAUGUAGUGUCUGGCGGCGGCAGCUUCUCCAGCUCCCAGCCCAUCGGUGUGACAAAGAUCGCCAAGUCUGUCAUCGCCCCGCUGGCUGACCAGAACAUCUCCGUGUUUAUGUUGUCCACCUAUCAGACUGACUUCAUCCUGGUGCGCGAGUGUGACCUGCCCUUCGUCACUCACACCUUGUCCUCGGAGUUCACCAUUCUUCGGGUUGUCAAUGGAGAAACGGUAGCGGCCGAGAAUCUCAGUAUCACCAAUGGCUUUGUGAAGCCCAAGAUGGUCAAGAGGCCAGUCAUCCACCCGUUAUCCAGCCCAAGCAACAGGUUCUGUGUCACCAGCCUGGACCCCGACACGCUGCCCGCCGUCGCCACGCUUCUCAUGGAUGUGAUGUUCUACUCCAAUGGAGUGAAGGACCCCAUGGCUGCCAGUGACGACUGUGGCCACAUCCGCUUCUUCUCCUUCUCACUCAUUGAGGGCUACAUCUCACUGGUGAUGGAUGUACAAACCCAGCAGAGGUUCCCGAGUCAUUUGCUAUUCACGAGUGCAUCUGGAGAGCUCUGGAAGAUGGUGCGGAUAGGAGGACAGCCCCUUGGAUUUGACGAGUGUGGAAUUGUAGCCCAGAUCUCUGAGCCCUUGGCAGCUGCAGACAUCCCGGCAUACUACAUCAGUACUUUCAAGUUCGACCAUGCACUGGUUCCAGAAGAGAAUAUCAGUGGGGUUAUCCAUGCCCUGAAGGUCAGUCAAGGAGGGAAGCAUUAGGAAAGGCUCAUCUCUGGGCUCCUCCUAGCUGCAGUCCACUUGGCCCUUCCCCCCCCCCACACCCCACGAAGGUUAUUCUUGCAGUAUUUCCCUACGGACUGAAAGAUCGGCCCUGGGACCCUACGGAAAGGACGUCUGGGACACACCCCCAGUUCCUGACUCCUCCAGGCCUGGACCCAAACCAAGGCCACCCCCACAUCCACCUCCAGCCUUCCAGAAUCCCCAGCCUUUUCAAUAAUGACUUGGUUUCCCCCCAGUGGGGGCAUGCCCAUCUUCCUCCCCCAAGUUCCACCCCAGAUUGUGGUCUCUGAGGCCCAGGGGGCUUGGAGAGAGCCCAAGGCCUCACAUACACCCUCCAGCAAACACCAAAGGAAGCUGGCACCGCCCACAAGACGUUGGGAUUGGGGUCCUGAUGCACCAAGGGACAUCUUAGGAAGUUGGUGCCGCAAGAGUGGGUGUACAGAGCUGAGGAAGCCCCCGUGAGGAACCUCUCAGGAUGAAUGGUAUGGUUGCUGCUCUAAUCUCAGAGGCUCAGGGGCUGGUUCCCUCAGGACAGAGGCCAGCAGGCCACCCUCAGGUCAUAAUGGUCAGUGAGCCUCGGACAGUGGCAAUGGGCCCUCUGCCACCAAGCUGGGGGAGAAAAACCCAAGACCCUAGACCCCACCUGCUGACCACGCGGGGCCUGUGUCGAUUCCCACUACGACUGCCAAGAGGAGUCCUGGAUCAACCUCCCACCAAGAGCCCUUGCUCCUGGAGGAGGACAGAAUCCCAGGACCCCUCCUUUCCCACCAGCCUAGAGCACCAGCUU
Messenger RNA from Arvicola amphibius (Eurasian water vole), 2107 nucleotides. It is a transcript of the gene Castor2, whose product is annotated as cytosolic arginine sensor for mTORC1 subunit 2. The transcript has 9 exons. The record is from RefSeq and is a predicted model, not a curated record. Gene Ontology annotation, cellular component: cytosol. The coding region runs from base 310 to 1299 and encodes 329 amino acids. NCBI's taxonomy places the organism in Eukaryota, Metazoa, Chordata, Mammalia, Rodentia, Cricetidae. Gene Ontology annotation, biological process: negative regulation of TORC1 signaling; cellular response to L-arginine.